Molecule: messenger RNA, 2251 nt
Organism: Hyla sarda
Lineage: Eukaryota; Metazoa; Chordata; Amphibia; Anura; Hylidae
Gene: STX6
Product: syntaxin 6
Exons: 8
Coding region: 172-936 (254 amino acids)
Biological process (GO): vesicle fusion; intracellular protein transport; Golgi vesicle transport
Cellular component (GO): SNARE complex; endomembrane system; synaptic vesicle membrane
Molecular function (GO): SNAP receptor activity; SNARE binding
Source: RefSeq, a predicted model, not a curated record
GUCCUCUCACACCUCUCCGGGCUCAGUACUGAGGCUGGAAGUGACGACAUUCGGGGCGGCCCGUGCUCUGCCUCCUGCGGGUGUGAGGGGUACAGCGGGGAGAGCCAUAGGCAGGAGCCCGGUCAUACUACACAGGCGGACACCGGACACGGGAGUACUCGGGCCGCCGCCAUGUCUAUGGAGGAUCCGUUCUUCGUGGUGAAGGGGGAGGUGCAAAAAGCUGUGAACACCGCACAGGGCUUAUUUCAGAGGUGGACUGACCUUCUCCAGGACCCUUCCAUCGCUACCCGGGAAGAACUGGACUGGACUACCAAUGAGCUGCGCAAUAACCUGAGGAGCAUUGAAUGGGAUCUUGAAGAUCUUGACGAGACCAUCAGUAUUGUAGAAGCCAAUCCCCGCAAGUUCAGUCUGGAUCCUGCAGAGAUGAGGCAGAGAAAAGCUUUUAUCAGUGAAACGCGGCAGUGUGUUAAGGAAAUGAAGGAUCAGAUGACCACUCCAUCUGUUCAGGCCCUAGCCGAAAAAAAGAAUCGGCAGGCUCUUUUGGGAGAAGGGACGAGACAGGGCUGGAAGUCAGAACCAGACAAAUACAAAGGGUUGGACCAGGAGAUCCAGUCAGCCAACACUCAGUUUCUUGAAGGACAAGUGUCACAGCAACAGAUGAUCAUGGAACAACAAGAUGAAGAGUUAGAGUUGGUAUCUGGAAGCAUUGGUGUGCUGAAGAAUAUGUCACAACGCAUUGGCAAUGAGCUGGAUGAGCAAGCAGUGAUGCUCGAUGACUUCUCACAUGAAUUAGAUACGGCUCAUUCUCGCAUGGAUAACGUUCUGAAGAAGCUGGCAAAGGUGUCGCACAUGACCAGCGAUCGGCGGCAGUGGUGUGCCAUUGUUGUGCUCCUGGUACUGCUCCUGGUGGUGCUGAUCCUGUUUUUUACGCUGUGAUGUGAACACUAGCGCCUUCCGUUGGACAUACCAUAAAUACGUUUUAUUUUUUAUUUUUCCAAUGAACAAGGAUGUUUUCUGACGUGUGAAGUGGCAUUGCUGUGACAAGUGGGCAUUUUGUGAUGUAUAUGACAUUUUGGCUGGAAGCCGUGACAUCAUCUACAUACUGCUCAGACCGCUGAUGGCACUACAGCGUUUUGGGGUGGGGGUGGGGGCUUGUACCACGAGCAGAGGGCUCUUCCACGCGGCUCCCUGCUAUUCUCCAGGCAGAUUACUCGCUGGAUUACUGAUGCAGUGUUUUUUGUCUGUGUCACAUCUGCCUCAUUCUCUCUUUCCAAAGGAGCCAUGCCCAGUCUUGCCUGCCGAGGGGAUCUGAAGCAAAGCGGAGACCACAGAGUCCUUGUGUUUGCGCAGUGUUUCUUUUUAUUUUUUAUAUAUAUAAGGGGAAGCCUAACCACACGGGAAGCGCUGGUUCUGCGCAGAGAUCUGCUUAGUAACUGGUUUAUUUCUAGGACUCUGGAAUAAAUUACAGGGCCCCGCUCCUGUUUCCGGGAGAAUCCAGCCACACGAUGUUUACAGCUGACAGCAUUGAGGUUGACUGGCUUUAUAUUUUGCAGGAUGGUGUAGAAGGUUAUGUAACGCUUCUGCCCCAGCUCUGCUACAUCUCAUUAUACACCCCCCCCCCCUUCCAAACCGGCCUUCUGCAGGUACUGAAGGAGAACCUUACCCUCUGGCUAUCCAUAGGGGUUUGCAAUGCAUUUCGUUCUCUGCAAUGAUAGGAAGAUGAUCACUGGAACUGUUCUGCAUCUUCAAAUCAGCGUCGUGAACAUGGAGAGUCUUAACCACUGUAUUAUGAAGGCCUGUGAAAGACCAAUGUGAAUACUACUGAACCUGCUCUGUGAUUUUAUGACAGACAGGCCCUUUGUGUUGUCUCGUACUCCUCAAGCCCCCUCUCCACAUCAUGGUCUUUUGUCUUGAAGCUUCUGUCUGUAGCCUGCCUUGUGUUUUUAUGUCUUUGUUUUACUGAAUGCGGUCUGUUCCUGUCGGGUUGUACCAUAUGUGUCGUUAUUAACCAUUUUCUAUUGAACCAAACGCUAAAUGAAUUCCAAAACGCUGGAAAUUGUUGUAUUGAAAUCCUUGAGGUCCCUUUUGGUCUUUUUUUUUUUUUUAACAGACCCAAAUCCAGAGUCAAUGCAUAAUGUUUUUAAUAUUCACCACAUUGCUUCAUGGUGGGUGAACUGAUUGGAUUCUAAGAGCAACCUUAGGCAGUAUGGCUUGGUGCUAAUACUAAGAGGAUUUGCUUUAUGGUCUAAAG